Messenger RNA from Neltuma alba, 339 nucleotides. RefSeq lists its product as uncharacterized. Lineage: Eukaryota; Viridiplantae; Streptophyta; Magnoliopsida; Fabales; Fabaceae. Gene Ontology annotation, molecular function: aspartic-type endopeptidase activity. Bases 1 to 339 code for a protein of 112 amino acids. The record is from RefSeq and is a predicted model, not a curated record. The transcript has a single exon. Gene Ontology annotation, biological process: proteolysis.
AUGAUUCGAGGUACAGUUUCACUCCAAGGACAUGUUAUUCCAGUUUUAUUUGAUUCUGGUGCUACGCAUUCUUUCAUAUCUGUUGGGUGUGUUAAGAAGUUUGAUUUUCAUGUGAUUGACUUACCUUAUAAUUUGAGAGUUUCUACACCUGCUGUGGCUACAGUCAUGACUUCUCAAGCAUACUUAAAUAUUGCCCUUCGAUUUGAGAAUCGUGAUUCUGUGAUUGAUUUGAUUUGUUUUCCGCUUAAAGGUAUUGAUAUGAUUAUUGGCAUGGAUUGGUUGUCAGCUAAUGAUGCCAUCCUUUACUGUAAGAAGAAACUUGUGACUUUUUCUCUUUAG